Messenger RNA from Striga hermonthica, 761 nucleotides. NCBI's taxonomy places the organism in Eukaryota, Viridiplantae, Streptophyta, Magnoliopsida, Lamiales, Orobanchaceae. The record is from the annotation of a GenBank genome assembly.
AGCUAUGGCUAGACGCAAUGCUCGCAACAGGCAACCAUCUCCAUCCCCGCCUCCUUUGCCUCGUCAGCAUGCUCCACCCGAUCCAGACCGAGAUUUUCCGAGGCUUAUUAUUCAGUUCCAGGGCAUGCAUCCGCCUACCUUCACGGGGACUGAGAGUCCCACUGCUGUGUUGGAGUGGAUCAAGGAGUUGGAUAAGAUCUUCUCUGUGCUUUCUCUCACUCAGCCACAGCGCGUCUCUCGUGCUGGCUUUCAGAUGAAGAUGGACGCUUCGGAUUGGUGGAUUGAUUACUGGGCCUUGAGGCCAGAGGCAGAGCGCAAUGUCCUCACCUGGGAGCAUAUGAAGGAUAUCGUCCGAGAUAAAUUUCUUCCCCAGAGUUUCCGUGAUCGCAUGGAGCAGGAGUUUUGGCAUCUUCAGCAGGGGAACGCCAGCGUGGACGAGUACACGCGCAAUUUCACUCGCAUGAGCAUCUUCGCUGGUGAAAUGGUGAAUACUGAUGCGAAGAAAGCCCGUAAAUAUCUGAAGGGGCUGAAUCAGCAUAUUCGCGAGCUUGUAGGGAGCCAUGGAGCAAUGCCUUAUGCCGAUACCGUUCUGCGAGCUCAGGAGGUUGAGAGUUGUUUGAUUCCGAUAGCUCCAGUGCACUCCUACUAUCAUGCUUCUCAGACCACUCAGACUGCACCUUCGCUCAUCUCUCAGUCACCUGUCAUUCCUCAGACUUCUUACCAGUAUCCUGCCCCGUUCUCUUCAGCUCCCCCGUCCUCUA